Molecule: messenger RNA, 1967 nt
Organism: Pocillopora meandrina
Lineage: Eukaryota; Metazoa; Cnidaria; Anthozoa; Scleractinia; Pocilloporidae
Source: the annotation of a GenBank genome assembly
GUAGAAUAACUGACGCUCAUCAGGACUUGCGUAAGGACACCCAGCCUAUAAACACGACAUAUCUUUCCUAUAUAGUUAAAACCAACGACGGAGCAGUAGGUGAACGAUGGAGAACGCUAAGUUGAGGUCGAUUCCGAAGAAAACAAGUGAAAGAUAUUUUCUUUGCAAAAUAUGCCGAAGUCUUUUUAAGCGAUUUCGUCGAUGUGAAUGCUUGUUGGAUUCGUUGGAUGGAAAAGGAUGCAACUGCGUGAAUGAAGAUGACGAGGAAGUCUCUAACGAAUGUGAAGGAUUCUAUCAAGAUAGCAGUUCUCAAACUGACUUGAUGCAUGGUGAGUGUUUUUUUCUUAAUUAAAGUAAAAAAAGUAUAAAGUUUGCGUCGUCCUUUAGAAAUUCCUCGAGGCUUCUCCUUUCGUCAGCAAAGGGUGCAAAAAUCGAAUGAGGGAUCAAUCGGUACUAUUCCAUCAUAUUCCGUCGUAAGUUUGACAAGUCUGACUGAAGAAGCUCCAUGUUACGUGACUGAAGUAAUAACUAACAUUAAAGAUCGAAGAACGACACGAUGUAAAGUUGAAUUAUUUGUAAUCUUUUAUCAGCUCCGCCUUCGAAUCCUCCAAGGGUUGUCUUUCAACGAUCAGAUUCGAUUGCAUGUCGAAAUCCCAUGGAUGUAUCUCAAAUACUUGAUUUAAGUCCAAGAAACUUUAUCUUCGCAAGAGAUAAUCCUCAAAAUUAUCGAGAAAUACGGAAUCCAUACGUGCUGGUGAUAAACAUUGUAAACUUUAUCAAGGACCCACGACCAAGGAAUGGGGCUAAACACGAUCAAGAUAACGUGGAGAGGUUUGUAAGAGAAGCUGGUUUCAGCAGUGUUCUGUGGUAUUUUGACCUGGAAAAACAAGAUAUGCUGAAACUUCUUGAAGAAACCCGAAAAAAUGCAGAUUUGGGUAAGUAGCUCUACAUGCAGUCUCUAUUUUUGUUACAUCCAUGAGGUUCGUGCACUUUAAGUUUCGAUUAGACCGGAAGUUAGCUGCUGCAGCAAAGUAACAUACUCUUAAAGUGUCAUGGUUUUAAAAAACCAUUUCCUAUUGCCAUAUCUAUUUGCAACGUUUCCGACUUCUACUCCUAAAUUCUAUGGCGUCCAGAAGAGGUUUACUUCAAAGUUUGAUUUGUCUUAAAUGAGUAUGUAGAUCUCAGAACUUUUUCCUCGUUCAUUGAUAAAAGCACUCACAGGAAGGUGUGGUAUUAAAACCAAAGGGAAAUUCUGAGCUGCCAAAAUAACUUUUUGCCUAAAUUAUAUUGCAGUGAAGCUCCCUCUACCUCUGUUCAGUACUUUGAAUUGCAACUGAUACAAUGUUGAUUUCUUUCGUUAUUCUGUUACAGUUGAAAAUGACAGUUUUAUCUGCAUUAUUAUGAGCCAUGGCAACAAAGAAGGUAUUUUAUGCAGAGAUCAUGAAACUAUUUCAGUGGAGAACAUAAUGGAGAAAUUCCAGGGAAACAAUGAUGCUUGUCCCCAGCUUGCAACAAAACCAAAAUUGUUCUUUGUUCAAGCAUGCAGAGGAGAAAGUGAUGACAAAGGGUACUUUGCACCAAGAGGGCCAAAAGAUGUUUAUCCUGAUACAUCUGACAACAAUGAGAUGCCUGUAAAACUUCCCUCCGAUGCAGAUUUUUUGAUCGCCUAUUCCACCACCAAAGGCACAAUCUCUCACAGACGCUUCACAGUUGACAGAAGAUAUGCUGAAACACAUAAGGAAAGUCUGGGUUCUUGGUUCAUCUCUUGCUUGGUACAGGUUCUAUGUGAGAACUCUCACAAGGAAGACUUAAUGACUAUGCUCACAAGAGUGAACAGAGCCAUGUGUGAAUUUUACACUGAAGGUGGAAGCAAGCAGAUUUCAUGCCAACUUUCUAUGCUCACAAGGAAAGUCUACUUUUCUAACUUCCUUGAUAAGAAAAAGUGUGUAGGCAGCAACACAAAUUAG